GAGGAAGAGGAAGAGGAAGAGGAAGAGGAAGAGGAAGAGGAAGAGGAAGAGGAAGAGGAAGAGGAAGAAGAAGAAGAAGAAGAAGAAGAAGAAGAUGAUGAUGAUGAUGAUGAUGAUGAGGGCAAUUUGUACAGCUUUGGUCUUGAUUCUGAGCUAGCAAAGGCUGAUUAUGGCUCUGAUGGUACAGAGUUGAGCCUUAGUCUAUCUAGACCAAGUAUAUCUCAAUACUCCAGCUCUCCAUUCACCAGGGAAUUGCUGGCACACCAACAAGAUGCGUCAAAUCCAAUUAUUUAUGCUGAAUCUAAUCCUUUGGUUCGGCACCCUGGGCCUAGUGUACACUUUCACGAUCGAGCUGUGCAUCAGCCCAUCGGAAUCAGCACUCCUGAAGUUAAUCGUCGGGACUGUCAUGUGUCUACGAAGCGUCAAGCUGUCUGUUUGCGCCAUUCCGAGCUAGAUCCCCCACAGUGCGUAGUGACGGAGACUCCAGAGUCGCCUAGUGGAGAGAAGAGAGAGCUCAUCGAAGUGCGAAGAGUGAGAAGGCAACGCCUGCAAGAGCAAGGACAAGAGGACGGCAAGGAGGUGCUCAUCCUAGCCCACUUUCAGCCAGCUCAAUCAGAUGGGCAAACUUCUAAUUACUUGAUGCAAAUCUCCUCCGUUCAAAAUCAGAGUUCUUACCAUCAGAGCUCCUCUUCCAUGCGACCUCUCCUUCCGGGCCCUGCCACACCCUCGGCCAGAGAAAGUUUACAUUCUCCAUCUGGUGCAUCAACGUUAGCCAACUCCCGCAGCCAGUCGCAUGUUCACGUCUCGACGGACUCGGCAAACAUGCGGCCGAUCUCUGAAGAGUCGCAUUAUAUCAUGACCAAUGACCUCGGACGCCCAAGGGGCAAUAGGGAUAAGGAGGUCGGUAGCAACAAAUGGACUUCACGAGUAAGGCUGAUUGGCCGGCGAGGCACAGAAUCUGACUCGAAUGCAUCUGGUAGUCAGCCGGCCGUUGAUGAAGGCAGCCGGGUUGUUGGUGGUGCUGUAUGUGGCGAUACGGCCACCGAAAUUGGGGUUCUAGGCAUGGACAAUCUUUCAGCCAGUGAGAGUAACCCUGCUUCUGCUGUACCCUUGCCGAAAGAUUAUCUUAAUGACCCUCUCAACGAUCGUGUUGCCACAGACGCGAUUGAUCCCGUCCCAACGGCUUCUAUGACUUCAGUAGCCACGGCGGCCAGUGUGGCGACUGCUGCUUUGGUGCACUUCCACCAUCGAGGAAGCCUGCAACUCUGGCAGUUCUUGGUCGCCCUUCUUGAUGACCCGAAAAGUCAACAUCUCAUCUGCUGGACGGGUCGGACACUCGAGUUUAAACUGAACGAGCCAGAAGAGACAUGCUUUGAGCCUGCAGUCAUUGGCAUUUCUCUGAGCUUUUAUUAUUCCUACAUACGUCUCCAGGUCGCACGUCUUUGGGGGCUUCAGAAGAAUAGACCGGCCAUGAACUACGAUAAAUUGAGCCGUUCGCUCCGUUACUACUACGAAAAGGGCAUCAUGCAAAAGGUGGCUGGUGAACGGUACGUCUACAAGUUCGUAUGCGAGCCAGAUCUCCUGUUUGCCCUUGCAUUCUCCACAGAUGAUGCACUACCAUCAUCGAUGCUGAAUCCACUCGUAUCAGUUGCAUCUGUUGCAGCCUCGGCUGUCCCUACCAUCACAACAACAGCCCCUUGCCUCCCAGUUGCGGCGAUCACGACGUUGGCAACGACUAUCAACAAAACAGUGGUUACUACCGCCACUAAAAGAGCUCAUCACAGUGGUCCUCGGAGCAGUGCUGAGCAUAGAAAAGAAGACCUUCACCCGACAGCACAACAGACAGUCUCAUCGGAGCCCGUAGAAGGUAGAUUAACUUCGAUUUCAGCAAAUUCUCUUCCAAUUCACUCGAUGAACGGUGCCACUACAGCCCGUCCACUAGAAACUGUACAGCUUCCCCCUGACAGCACUCUCAGUUCCAUAUCAGGUUGCUCCAACAUCCGCAAUUCCAAUCAUUUGUCUGGACUUCAUCCAGAAACAGCCGGUAUUACAGCCUGCAACCGAUUUCACUAUUCGGAGCUAGACGGUUUCUAUACGACCUAUUCCUCCUUAUCGGAAUUCGACACGGAAAGUUCCCACUUGCUCCGGUCGCCACCUCAACAAUACAGCCAACAGUCACUGAAACCAUCCACAUCAGUCAGCCGCACUACAUUCAUCUGUCCUAGCGAUGAUAGUCCCGUAAUAGUCAGUCCCAAACUGUCCUAUGACUAUUCCAUUCCUCAGGCUUCCCACUUCGAAAGGGAAAAUCCCGUUAGAUCCGAUUGUUCUGGCUUGCAUGCAGGCGGCAUCUUUCAUGGUGUUGAUGAUCACCAUUUCUAUCAAGACGAGGCCUUUGCGGGCAUAGACUCAGAAUGUCCUUUUCGGCAUAAGAGGUCUCAUAACUUUUCGCUUUCCUCCACCACCGUGGUAAAUGGAAAUUGCUUCCUAAACGCCAACUCUCAUCCUUCUACCGACUCAUCAUGCUCCGACUCUUCUUCCUGCUCUUCCUCGGCAUCUACUGCCUCGUCUCCGACAGAAUCACAAACAUCUGACAAUUCAUUGGUCUCCGAUCUUUGCCCACCAGCUGACGAUUCUGCUUAUUACCAAGGUACAUGGCUUGAGGCUGAUUCCAUUCGGCCAGACAUUUUGCUCCAGACUGGUCACCGACGUAUUAGUUAUCCACUGGAACUCGAAUAUGACAUUGGACAUCUUCUACCGAAUGAUGAAACGACAAGUUCCGUGAUUUCAUAUCCUAUGAAAGCUGUGUCAGGAUGUGAGACUACUAGAGAGCAGCAUAUUUCGCUUAUUUUUUCUCAGUCCCUCAGCCCGAACCUCGUGGUUGGAAAUGAACUUCAUCAGAGCCCAGAAGUAGACGCUCCAGCAUUGGUCUUUAAUCAUACUAGUUACAAUUAUUACAAUGAACCUGAGAUUAGUUGUAAUCAGAAGCAGCAGCAGCAGCAACAACUUCCUUCCAGUGAUGUGGCACAGGCCCAUUGGCCGGUAGUAAUUUCCUCCCGACAUACAGAGUGCUACACCUCUCCCAGAUCGGAGUAUCCACCCACAGCCGUUGAAAAACUAAGUGAACAAAAGACGAUUGAAAGCAUGGAAUCGAUGGUGGGGUCCCAAAUGGAAUUAGAUGGAAUGCUGAAUUCAGCAUGGAGACACUGA
Molecule: messenger RNA, 3207 nt
Organism: Protopolystoma xenopodis
Lineage: Eukaryota; Metazoa; Platyhelminthes; Monogenea; Polystomatidea; Polystomatidae
Source: the annotation of a GenBank genome assembly